AUGGCUUUAACCAGCCGAUGCCGGCUCCGAGGUCGAAAGAUCCCCAUGGAAACGGAGUUCGGGAGAAUAAUGUCGUCCCGCUCGGACAGUGGGAGCGGGGAGGACUCGUUGGACCGGCUCCUGCCCCCCGCCGGGGCCCCUCGCAGGAAGAGCACUACCUCACAGAGUAAAACCGAGCCUCCUUUGCUCCGCACAGGCACGCGCACCAUUUACACGGCCGGCCGACCUCCCUGGUAUGACGAGCACGGAGCACAGUCAAAAGAGGCCUUUGUCAUCGGGUUGUGUGGGGGCAGCGCCUCAGGGAAGACCACUGUGGCCAAUAAGAUCAUUGAAGCUCUGGAUGUGCCGUGGGUUGUGCUGUUGUCUAUGGAUUCUUUCUACAAGGUUUUAUCUCCCGAGGAGCAGGCUUUAGCUGCGAGUAACGACUACAACUUUGAUCAUCCGGGGGCGUUUGACUUUGAGCUGCUGGUCGCCACCCUGCAAAGGCUGAAGCAGGGCAAGAGCGUGAAGAUCCCAGUGUACGACUUCACCACACAUGGGAGGCAGAAAGACUGGAAAAAUGUGUACGGUGCCAGUGUAAUCAUAUUCGAAGGAAUUAUGUCUUUUGCAGACAAAGAGCUUCUUCAGCUCCUGGAUAUGAAAAUCUUUGUGGACACAGACUCAGACAUUAGGCUUGUUCGACGGCUCCGCAGGGACAUCACAGAGCGCGGGCGGGACAUUGAAGGCGUCAUAAAGCAAUACAACAAGUUUGUGAAGCCGGCCUUUGAGCAGUACAUCGAGCCGACCAUGAGGCUGGCUGAUAUUGUUGUGCCGAGAGGUGGUGGGAAUAUGGUAGCAAUUGAUCUGAUAGUCCAGCAUGUUCACAGCCAACUAGAGGAGCGUGAGCUCAGUGUCAGAGCACUCCUGGCCUCCGCUCAGCAGACGCAGCCGCUGCCUCAGACGCUCAGUGUGUUGGAGAGUACGCCGCAGGUCAGAGGCCUGCACACCAUCAUCAGGAAUAAAGAAACCAGUCGAGAUGAGUUCAUCUUCUACUCAAAGAGAUUAAUGCGGCUUCUCAUAGAACACGCACUGACAUUCCUACCAUCUCAGACGUGUGUAGUUCAGACUCCGCAAGGGCAGGAGUACGAGGGCCGGCGUUACAACGGGAAAGGGAUCACCGGUGUGUCCGUCCUGCGGGCAGGAGAGACCAUGGAGCCCGCCCUGCGAGCCGUGUGCAAGGACGUCCGCAUCGGCAAAAUCCUCAUCCAGACCAACCUCGACUCAGGCGAACCAGAGCUGCAUUACCUGCGUCUGCCUAAAGACAUCAGUGAAGAUCAUGUCAUCCUAAUGGACAGCACAGUCUCCACUGGCGCCGCUGCCAUGAUGGCAGUACGAGUCUUAUUGGAUCACGAGGUGCAGGAGGAUAAGAUCGCAUUGGUGUCGCUGUUGAUGGCAGAGCUCGGGGUGCACUCUGUGGCCUACGCCUUCCCAAAGGUCAAAAUCAUCACCACCGCUGUUGACAAGAGUCUGGACGAUCUUUUACAUGUAAUUCCUGGUAUCGGGGACUUCGGAGACCGGUACUUUGGGACAGACGGGACCGACAGCUGGAGCGAUGAGGACCAGGAGCAGCCGUCAUUCUGACACACACAUCUGUGAGCCUCUGUGAAAGAAAAUACAAACACUACUUGAAAACUCCCAUCAUUGUGCAUCCUCCUCUUCAGGCAUAAACCAGCAAAAAACAAACAACUGUUAGAUUCACUUUUUGUGUACUGAAAAAAAUGACAUUUUGUACUCUUAUACAACAGAUGAGUCUCUGUCAAGUUGUGUGCAUGAGGGACAUUUUGUUCUAUUUACACCCGAGUGUUCAUCAUUAAUAGUUUCAUACAGAUGGGUGAGGUGAAACAGUGCCAUUACCUCUGAUGUACUACAUUGCAAUAACUGUAUUAUUAUAUGAUUUAAUCCAAGAUUGCACCAGCUGUCCAUGAAUCCCGUUCUCAGUAGCUAUUAAAUAAUUUCAAACCGGUUUAUUGAAUUGGGUUGCGCCCUUAAAACUUGACUAGAAAGGACUUUAAUAAUGUGUGAAUCAGUUUCUAGCAAACAUUUGUAACACUGUACAAUCGCAAUCAAUAGUCUAAAGUCACUGUAGCACCGUAAAGCAGUAAUAUAACUUCUAACAUAACACGUUUACAGCCAUGUUAGUAAAGUUAAAUCUUUAGUUCAGAUAAUUAAUGUGUUACAACAUUUAGCAUCACGUGUCGGAUCAAAGCUCAUUAAAUCUUUUACUUCUCAUCUAAAUGGCUUAUAUUAGCAAGUUAACGUUAAUAUUGUCACCUGGCGGUUAGGGUGUAAACUUAACCCGAGUGUGUGCCUCUCAUGUAUGAGCCAUUGACAGUAUACAUAGAAGUAUUAGCAUUACAUUCGAGUCAUUUCCAAAAAGUACAAACAGAAGGAUGUUAAACAAAACUAAACACAUUUCUGAAGAUAUUUCCAGAAUCUUCAAAUCUUUAAACACACGAUUUUUAUCGGUUUCUGAAGUUGUUUUCCAAGUAGCCAAGAAAUGUUGUCUUUGCUGUUUUUUGUAAUCAAUACUACAAACAACAUUAAUUUUGGUUCAUGUUGUACAAAUUGAGCAAGACGAUAUAUAAUUUCUUCUCUUUUUUAGGGUUAGUAAAAAAAGCGACGCAACUUGAGAAACAAGUUGAAAAUCUUUUUCAUCGUGCAACAGACGGAAUAUUAUUUCAUCCAAACUGUUAGAAGACACUUUGAAGUUUCUGGAAAUACCUUAAGGACAGGAAAAUCUGACUCAUAGCUCUGUGACUUGAAUGUAAUGUUAAUACAUGAGAGGCACAAACUGGGACUAAUUAUAACCAGGCUAUGUUUGAAUUUAUUAGCUGGUGCAAUCGGCUAAAGAAUCUGUUCUGAUAUGAAUCCAUUCAUACUUUACGCUGCUCUAAUAAGACACUUUUUCUAUAUGUUAUAUAAUAAACUCACACCUACAGUAGAGUAGUUGUCAGACUAAACUUUUUAUAUUAAAAAUAUCUCACAAAGGGGGGGAUCUAUAUCUUGUAGGUUUACACUUACACUUACACUGUAUUUAGUUUACAAUAAAUCUUAAAUUCAGGGUAUGAAUUCAGAUUUAGUUUUCAGUUCUCACUGCCUAUUUCUACUUCUACUGGAAACUGACGUUGUUUUCGUCACGUGUCUGAACUGAUCGACCAGGUGUGGAUGAGUGCGAGGUCACGGGCGGUCACAAGCUUACUUUUGAGUAUUUCCCAUGGUCCUGUGACUCUCAGGGUUCAGAUCCAGGCCGCCUGGCUCCCACUGUGAUGCACUUUUAGUCCUGACGGGGUCAGUAUAGCUCACAUUUAGCUUCUCUCAGUGUGAUUUAUAGUGUGUCCCUUUGAGAAAUCAGUGUCUCUUUACAGUACAGAAAAUGCAAACAGACUCACCUGAAUCACUUCCAUCGCACAAGUUAAAUAUGUUGAGAUUUGAUGUCAUGAAUGGUGGUUUUUGCAGUAAAGAAAACAUCCUUGUUGGUUUAUUAUUUUACUGAUUUGAUCUGGUGCUGAAUGUACUGUUAAUGCUCAGUUAUAAACAUGUAAGAUAAUGAUAUUAAUGUGAUUUCAG
This is a messenger RNA of Morone saxatilis (striped sea-bass), 3606 nucleotides long. It is a transcript of the gene uckl1a, whose product is annotated as uridine-cytidine kinase 1-like 1a. The coding region runs from base 1 to 1620 and encodes 539 amino acids. Gene Ontology annotation, cellular component: cytoplasm. The record is from RefSeq and is a predicted model, not a curated record. Lineage: Eukaryota; Metazoa; Chordata; Actinopteri; Moronidae. Gene Ontology annotation, molecular function: kinase activity; ATP binding. The transcript is spliced from 15 exons.